Messenger RNA from Conger conger (European conger), 3126 nucleotides. It is a transcript of the gene slc41a3, whose product is annotated as solute carrier family 41 member 1. NCBI's taxonomy places the organism in Eukaryota, Metazoa, Chordata, Actinopteri, Anguilliformes, Congridae. Gene Ontology annotation, biological process: monoatomic cation transport. The record is from RefSeq and is a predicted model, not a curated record. Gene Ontology annotation, molecular function: monoatomic cation transmembrane transporter activity. The coding region runs from base 167 to 1627 and encodes 486 amino acids. The transcript has 11 exons. Gene Ontology annotation, cellular component: plasma membrane.
GACACACCUCCUUAAAAAAAUGGCGGCGUCCCGUAUGUGCCAGGCAACCCAAGAACUUUCCUGUUCCAGUCGAGAAACUGCACGUUAAAGCAAACAUGUCGGGUGAAUACGUUUAAUGUUCUUCAGAAUGGGGCAUUACCUGGCUAAGAGGCGCUGAGCUGCCGUCAUGCCGGGAGAGGAUGUACGUCAGCGGAAGGGCGGUGGCAGGUCCAGAAAGGGCAAGUCUAAGGGGAAGGGUCGUCAGGCCGCCGGUGCCCUGGAUCCCUUGGGGGCCAGUGUGGACCGGCAAGAGCAGCCUCUGUGCCCUGAGCUGUCUCCUGUCCUCCCCCCUAAAAAAACACUGGAGGAGAAGACUGCCAAGGCCAAGCUCGAGGAGGAGUCUUUUGCUGCCAUCUGCUUCCAGGUGCUGUUCCCUUACCUGCUGGCUGGACUGGGAAUGGUGAUGGCUGGCAUGGUGCUGGACAGUGUACAGCACUGGGAGGUGUUUAAGAAGAUUACGGAGGUGUUCAUCCUGGUGCCGGCCCUGGUGGGGCUGAAGGGGAACCUGGAGAUGACCCUGGCAUCGCGUCUAUCCACUGCGGCAAACACCGGACAGAUGGAUGAUCCUGGUCAGCAGUGGACUAUGGUGUGCAGCAACCUGGCCCUGAUUCAGGUGCAGGCCACAGUGGUGGGCUUCCUGGCAGCUUUGGCGGCGGUGGGGCUGGGUGCGCUCUCCCGAGGCGGAGUGGAGCUGGACCAGGCCGCUGUGCUGUGUGCCAGCAGUGUGACCACGGCCUUCGUGGCGGCUCUGUCCUUAGGUCUGGUCAUGAUCGGGGUGAUCAUCGGGUCCAGGAAAGUGGGCAUCAACCCCGACAAUGUGGCCACGCCCAUCGCCGCCAGCCUGGGGGACCUGAUCACAUUGUCGCUGCUGGCCGGAGUGAGCAGCGCCCUCUACCAGUACAGAGAGCUGUGGUACCUGUCUCCCCUGGUCUGUGCACUGUUCUUGGGGCUGAUCCCGUUCUGGGUGGUCAUCGCUAGCCGCAGCCCGCAGAUCCAGGAGGUCCUGAGGUCGGGAUGGCAGCCUGUCUUAGUGGCCAUGUCAAUCAGCAGCAUUGGCGGGCUCAUCCUGGACCGGACGGUGAGCGACCCCAACUUCGAGGGCAUGGCGGUGUUCACCCCCGUCAUUAAUGGUGUGGGGGGGAACCUGGUGGCGAUUCAGGCCAGUCGGAUCUCCACAUACCUGCACUUCUGGAGCAUUCCCGGGGUGCUGCCGCACAAGAUGAGGCAGCACUGGCCCAACCCCUGUGCCACCUUCUUCUCUGCAGGGGUCAACUCCAGGUCAGCCAGGGUGCUGUUCCUGCUGGUGUGCCCGGGUCACCUGGUGUUCCUCUACACCAUCCACCUGCUCCAGGGAGGCCACACCCCCAUCACCCUGCCCUUCAUCUGCUGCUACCUGUGUGCGGCCCUGCUCCAGGUGGGGAUCUUGCUGUACAUGGCUGACCUCCUGGUGCGGCUGAUGUGGAGGCGGAGCCUGGACCCAGAUAACUUCUCCAUCCCGUACCUGACAGCGCUGGGGGACUUGCUGGGGACAGGCUUCCUGGCCCUCUGCUUCCACCUGCUCACGCUGGCCCAGGGGCCCGGGCUGUGAGGGACCGCCCCCCUGCCCACGCCCCGUCUCCUGCACCACACACACACACACACACACACACACACACUCAUACACUCAUACACUCACUCACUCACACUCACUCACUCACUCACUCACUCACUCACUCACACAUACACAUUCUCACACACUCACACAUACACAUUCUCACACACUCACACACACACAUUCACACACACACACACACACACACAUCUCCACCCAGGAGCAGCGCAGCUGAGACCUCUCUCCACAGCUGGGUCACGACCCCUGACCCUUUUGGACCCCUUAACCUGCGACCUUUUGCAGAGGUCAAGGAUCCAUGCGCUGUUCAUCGAACCUCUGCUGCUGAAGGGCAGACGCAUACAGACACAUACAGACUCACACAGACCACAAACAGACGCACAGACAUGCAUACAAACACACAAACACACAAAAACAAACAAUCACACACACAGGCACUCACAGAUGCACACACACUACUGUGGGACCGGUCACAGACUUGAGGAACUGAACAGGGGUCCUGUAGACCCCGGCCAGGUUUCCAUUCUCAUUCUGCCUUUAGCUGGAGCAGCUAGGCUUCAUAGCGCUGGUGUCCCACCCUGAAGAAAAUGCCACAGCAUGUGCUCCUUACAGGGGGUGGACAGAGAGAGAGUUUGGGACAGAUCUCACAGGAGUUCCUGAAGCUCUCAUUCCCUGUAGUUUUUCAAUAAGGCUUUCCGUCACAAAACUAGGCUUUCCAUCACAAAACUAGGCUUUCCGUCACAAAACUAGGCUUUCCAUCAAAAAAACUAGGCUUUUCGUCACAAAACGAGUCCAACGUACGCAACAGAGAAUCAAAGUUAUAAAGGCGCUUUUCUGUAUUACAAGUAGCCUAUAUUUUUGUCCGUAACGAAGUAGGUAAUGUAUUCAGCCUGCCGUAGACUGAAGCUUGCUGCUCUCAUGGUGUUUGCUGUCGACCCCUGGCAAUCGAUGCAGAAUAUGCAGCGGUUGUACUGUAUGCACACGCUAAUUUAAUUUUCACUCGGAAACAAGUUUAUGAAUGGGAACUCUCAUCCAUAUAAUAAUACUAGCAGACGAUACUUAGUAAUAAUACUAAGUCGAGUAAUUGGAAAGGUUGUGGUGUUAGUUACGUUUACUUGAAUAACUGGACAAACCUAGGUCCAGAUGCCAGUGGCUUAUGUUUUCAGUAUCAUGGUGCCUCGUCUUGUCCAUCCGGAUGUUGAAUUGGUUCAUUGGGUGUCCAAGUUUUACCUCCAUUACAUUCAGACUUGUACGUACAGCUUCUGUUUUAUGUGCCGUCUGUGUAUGUGGUUAUAGAGAGUAGCCUACAUGCACUGUAGACCGUAUACCUGUCUAACAUACAGCGCAAUUUGUUUUCAUUUACAGUAAACGCAGUUGAGAUAUUUGUCCGAAUAAAAUAUUUAUCUUGUAUCUUAAUGUUCUUGUAAGUAUAUUUUUGAAGUCAGUAACUGAAAUCUAAUAAAUACAGGUAUAACUUU